AUUGUGUCCCUGAUCAUCCGCUAUCAUGUCAGAUGCGCGACUGCUGGAGGUCUUUGCGCUGACCAAGGCGCUGGUUGACAUCCCAUCGGCGUCGCGCGACGUUGCCCAGUGCCGCGUCUGCCUGAGCUUCAUCCAAGAGUACUUUGCUGGAACUGCCUGGCACCUGACGCCCAUCGCCAAGAGCCCCAGCGCCUCCCCAAUGCUGUACAUUUCGUCCAAGCCGUGGCCUGCGUCGGGCUCUGGCGCCAAGCCGUUCAGCAAGGUGCUCAUCCUGGGCCACGUCGAUGUCGUCCCAAUGGCGACGUAUGGCAUUGAAGGCGAGCCAACUGGCGUUAUUCGCGGCCGUGGUGUCAGCGACAUGAAGGGUCCCGUUGCUGCACUCAUGCAUCUGCUCAAGUCACUCAAUCCUGCAAAUCUCGAUCUGGCCAUGCUUGUCGUGACUGACGAAGAGAUCGGUGGCAUCGACGGCGCCAAGUUUGCCUUUGCGGACGCCGAGGGACCGCACAUCUCGUGCGACAUGUGCCUGUGCCCUGACGGUGGCGACAAUUUCAAGCUCGUAACGCACGAGAAGGGCGUUUUUCGCAUCGAGCUGACCGCGUCCGGCAAGUCGGCUCACAGCGCUUACCCUUGGAACGGCGACAACGCAGUGCUGACGCUUAUCGACGAGAUUGGUCGAGUCGGUAGCAUCCAGCACGAUGGCAAGCCCGUCUUUGACAACGUUGGCCCGCAAUGGCACUCGACAUGCGUUCCAACCAUCAUUCAAGGCGGCCAAGUGAUCAACCAGGUGCCUGGAUCAGCAUCUGCCAAGAUUGACAUGCGCUUCACUGAGACAUGGACACUGGACACGCUGAAGACUGUCGUGUUUGGCGCGCUUGCCUCCAGCCCCAAUGCCUCAAAAAUUCGCGCCGAGGUUGUAUUCGAACAACCAAUGCUGCUCUGUCCUCCGGAGCUGCCGUGCAUGAUUGCCACCAAGAAGGUGAUGGAGGAUCAUGUUCAUCAUGAUGUCGAGUAUUCUCGUGGCCACGGCACUUCGGAUGGUCAUUGGGCCGAUUUUCCAGUUGUCAUGUUCAAACCGAUUGGCGGAGGUUUGCACCAAGACGAUGAAUGGGUGGAUUUCCCUUCCAUUCUCACCUUUUACGACAUUUGUGCUGAUGUGAUCAAGCUGUUUGCAUAGAGAGGCGUCUCUAAUUCCGAACAGAAUUUUUUGACUGGGCCACCAUUACGCCCCUGAUUUUAAUUCCGAACAAGAGUGUUUUUGGGCCACUAGUCAAUGCAGAAGCCUCUAAUCCACUCCCUUGCUUGAAAUUAUAGUAAAACCAGUCUUCUUUUAU
Molecule: messenger RNA, 1331 nt
Organism: Capsaspora owczarzaki ATCC 30864
Lineage: Eukaryota; Filasterea; Ministeriida; Capsasporidae
Exons: 5
Coding region: 26-1174 (382 amino acids)
Biological process (GO): L-arginine biosynthetic process
Molecular function (GO): acetylornithine deacetylase activity
Source: RefSeq, a predicted model, not a curated record